ACUUGUGUUGUUGCCUAUUUUUUGUAAUUAAAUUUUGGAACACGGGUUUGAUAUUUUAUUCAAACAUAAGUUUUAUAAGUAACUUUAUAAACAAUAGGAUUACCUUGUGUUUUGGUUAACUUAAAAAGUUUCGUAGUAACUAGAUAAAAUGGAAGGUGCCUAUAAAGAUAAAUAUUCAUUUAUUGGGGAAUGGUACGAUAAUCAAGCUAGUCUCAUUCGCCGGUUCAAUAUUUUCUACUACCCUACUGACGACACGGUUGAAAUGUACGACCUAAAGAAUAGAAAGACUUUCCUGCGGAGAGUCAAAGUAAAUGGUGUUACUCUAGACAGUUUUUUCAUUGGAUCCACAUUUCCAAUAUUAGGGCGAUUGGUAAAAAUUGUUGACUUUGCAUGUGAAGACACAAGAAAGAAAUUAUACAAGGAUGUGCAAAUAACAUUUGCAUUCAUCAAACCAAUGCCCACUAACAUAGCUGGCAAGAUUAUAACGCAUCUCCAUGAGAAGGGCAUGAAAAUAACUAAGAUGAAGAAAACAACCUUUGCUGUUGAUGAUAUAAACUUUCUUUACCGUAAGCAGCUGACUGAUGCAACAUUUCCAUUCCUUUUAGAAUAUCUGACUGGGCAGCAAGUGUAUUGUUUAGAACUUGUGGGCAGAGAAUCUGUGACUGCAUGUAUCAAAAUCCUUGGACAUAGGGACCCUUUGAAAGCAGAGCCUGGCUCUAUCAGGGCAUUGUAUGGAACUGAUGCUGUAAGAAAUUGUGCACAUGUUUCCCCCACUCCUGAGGCUGCAGUAGAGGAUUUGGAUUACGUGUUUCCACCGCCCCCUUUAUCUUCUAUACGUCUUCGGUUGACAGCUACUCUGUCCAACUGCACCCUAUGUAUAGUGAAGCCACACGCAAUACGCGAGGGAAAACUAGGGACAGCCUUGGAAGCCAUUGACGAGGGGGGCUUCAAUGUUACAGCGCUAAAUAUGUUUAUGGUUGAGAAUAUCAAUGCUGGGGAAUUCUUUGAGGUGUACAAAGGCAUCGUUCAAGAGUACCAGGGUAUGGUGGAAGAGUUGGCCAGUGGUCCCUGUGUUGCCAUGGAACUCGUUGCCAAAGACAAGAACCUUAACACAGCUGUGGAAUUUAGGAAAUUGGUCGGACCUACAGACCCGGAAAUUGCCAGGUUACUACGCCCUCACACCUUAAGAGCGAAGCUGGGAAAAACGAAAGUGCAAAACGCAAUCCACUGCAGUGAUUUGGCCGAGGAUGGUUUGCUAGAAGUUGAAUAUUUCUUCAAGAUUUUAAAUCUUUGAAAGCCUGAUUAGUCUCUGAGACUUAUCCGUGAAACCGAAAACCUAAUAGUCUUUGAGUAAACCACUGCCAUA
Pararge aegeria (speckled wood butterfly) is the source of this 1366-nucleotide messenger RNA. RefSeq names its product nucleoside diphosphate kinase 7 (gene nmdyn-D7). Lineage: Eukaryota; Metazoa; Arthropoda; Insecta; Lepidoptera; Nymphalidae. The record is from RefSeq and is a predicted model, not a curated record. Gene Ontology annotation, cellular component: centrosome. Bases 149 to 1294 code for a protein of 381 amino acids. The transcript has 7 exons.